Messenger RNA from Arabis nemorensis, 1770 nucleotides. The record is from the annotation of a GenBank genome assembly. NCBI's taxonomy places the organism in Eukaryota, Viridiplantae, Streptophyta, Magnoliopsida, Brassicales, Brassicaceae.
AUGGGAGAGAGAGGGAGCGUCAGCAAGGAAACGUCCGUCGUCCCCAAUCCCGCCGUUACAGUUCCCACCACCGUCUUCCCCGGAAGCACCAUCACUUCCAACUCCACUUUCAUCAUCAUCGGACCUCCACCACCGUUCCCGGCGCCUCCCCGGAGUAUCGACCUCUCUCCUCUCAAACUUAUCUUCGCCGUCAUAGCAAUCAUCGCCGUUCCCGCCUUAGCUUACGCUCUCUUCUUCGCCGUCCCUUGUUCUUCCUCCCGUCGCCGGAGCAACACUAACAGCUCAUCCUCCGACGAAACACCUCAGAUCAUCGUAGAGCCCUCUCCGCCGAUCACGGCCGAGAGGGACGCCUUCGCCGCCGCGAAUGAUUCCGGCGUGAAGUUUCAGAAAGAGACGCAUUCCAAAGAGAUCGGAAACGAGUGCACCGUGUGUUUAUCGGUGUUCGCCGACGGCGAAGAAAUCCGGCGACUGAGCGCGUGUGAACACGCGUUCCACGUGUCAUGUAUUGAGAUGUGGCUCAAAGAUCAUCCCAAUUGUCCCAUUUGCAGAGCAGACGUCUCCGUUAAACAGACCGAAACCACCGUUAACGUUAACGGUAACGUCAAUCGCGGUGGUGGAAAUCGCAGAGUUUCAGCGACUAGUAGAGACGACGAUUGGCGUCAUGUUUUUUUCGGAGUUUUCCUAUUAUUCCUUCUGGGUUUAACACUAACCUCUCGAAAACCCUCCGAUUCGUCCUCCGGUUUAACCCCAAACCGGAGCCUAAUCGGAAAAUCGGAGAUUCCGAGGUUCGCGUAUUUGGUAACGGGAACGAAAGGGGAUGUGAAACGAGUGAAGCGGCUACUCAGGGCAAUACACCAUCCGAGAAAUUACUAUCUUUUGCAUUUAGAUCUAGAAGCUUCUGAUGAAGAAAGAAUGGAGCUUGCGAAGUAUGUUAGAUCGGAGAAGAAGAAGUUGGAGAAUGUUAUGGUUAUGGGUUUGGCUGAUUUAGUGACGGAGAAAGGUCCGACUAUGUUAGCUAGUACUCUUCAUGGUGUUGCGAUUCUGUUGAAGAAAGCUAAGGAUUGGGAUUGGUUUAUUAAUCUUAGUUCCUCUGAUUAUCCUCUUAUGACUCAAGAUGAUAUUUUGCAUAUCUUCGCAUAUUUGCCCCGGUACUUGAACUUCAUCGAGCACACAAGCAACCUUGGUUGGAAAGAGAACCAAAGAGCAAGACCAAUCAUUAUCGAUCCUGGAUUUUACCAUUUGAAGAAAUCUGGUGUCUUUUGGGCUAAAGAACGUAGAUCUUUGCCUGCUUCAUUCAAACUUUUUAUGGGGUCAACGAGCAUAGCCUUAACAAGACCGUUCCUCGAGUUCUGCAUCUGGGGAUGGGACAAUCUCCCAAGAACGCUAUUGAUGUACUAUACCAACUUCCUUUUGUCAUCCGAAGGCUAUUUUCAGACAGUUGUGUGCAAUAACAAAGAUUUUCAGAACACGACGGUUAACCAUGACCUGCAUUACGUGCAUUGGGAUCCGCUUCUCCAGCAGCGCGCCCUGAAUCUAACGGUUGAGAAUUUCCAUGAUAUGGUCGAAAGCGGUGCUCCAUUUGCGAGGGAGUUUCAGGAGGAUGCUAUCAUACUCGACAAGAUCGACACCGAGCUGCUGGGUCAAACCGAUGGUGGAUUGGGGUUGAAUACUCCGGAGGUUGUUAAGCCAACGGUUAGUUGGAAGAGGCUUGAGAAGCUCAUGGUUAGGCUUCUUGAUCAUGAGAAUUUCAGGGCUAAGCAAUGUAAAUAG